Messenger RNA from Vigna unguiculata (cowpea), 1878 nucleotides. Its product is annotated as putative serine/threonine-protein kinase PBL23. NCBI's taxonomy places the organism in Eukaryota, Viridiplantae, Streptophyta, Magnoliopsida, Fabales, Fabaceae. Gene Ontology annotation, biological process: protein phosphorylation. Gene Ontology annotation, molecular function: ATP binding; protein kinase activity. The record is from RefSeq and is a predicted model, not a curated record.
UCCUACGUUAAAUUGUAACGCAUAGAUGUUACCCAACAAGAGCCAUAGUUAAACAUAUGAUACCUCACUUUCGCUAUUUUUAGUAUUGGCAAAUUUGACUAUGUCUUAAUAUCCAUUCCAUGCUCAUAUGCCUUGACGAAGCAAAAGAAACCAUGUGAGUAGAGAUUCUCAGAAUCUAGAAUAUUUGCAUGGUAUUUUGCAGAACAAGGUUUGAAUCAAGAACAAUCAAACAAACAUUUUGAGGCACUUUCUAGGGUGUUGGAUAUUGCGAGAGCAAUAUUGGAUUAUAGGGCACGUAACAUUUGCAUGCUAAGAGAAGGGUUUGGAAAGCCAAUACAAUAAGUUUCUAAAACUUUGUAAAUGGGGAUUUGAUUAAAUCAAAUUUUGAAAAAAGAAAAUGAGUUUAUUUCCUUGUUGUUCAUCACAAAGGAGGCUCAAGAAGAAGAGAUUGAAAUUGAAGAAGAGCAUUAAGAAAGAAAAAGAAUAUGAUGAUAGAAGUGUCGCCUCAUUUUCUAACAUCUCUAUUAGAUCAGAUAGUGGCAAGAGAAAGUUCAUAACAGAUGAGAUAGCAAAGCUUGGGAAAGGAAACAUUAGCUCUAGGAUCAUUUCUUAUCAUGAGUUAUGUGAUGCAACUAAGAACUUUCACCCUACCAACAUGAUUGGUGAAGGAGGCUUUGGGAGGGUAUACAAAGGAAAACUUCGGAGCACUAAUCAAGUUGUUGCUGUGAAGCAACUUGACAGAAAUGGAUUUCAAGGAACCAGAGAAUUUCUUGUUGAGGUUUUAAUUUUGAGUCUUCUGCACCAUCCUAAUCUGGUGAACUUGAUAGGGUAUUGUGCUGAAGGAGAACACAGAAUUUUGGUGUAUGAAUACAUGGCUAAUGGUUCUCUAGAAGAUCACUUACUUGACUUACCUGAAGGAGUGAAGGGUUUGGACUGGCAUACCAGAAUGAAAGUUGCAGAAGGUGCAGCAAAAGGACUUGAAUAUCUGCAUGACCAAGCAAACCCUCCAGUGAUAUAUCGUGAUUUCAAAGCAUCAAACAUAUUGUUGGAUGAAGAGUUCAAUCCAAAACUCUCUGAUUUUGGACUUGCAAAGCUUGGACCAACAGGAGACAAAAAACAUGUGUCUACCAGAGUGAUGGGAACAUAUGGAUAUUGUGCUCCUGAGUAUGCAUCAACAGGGCAAUUGACUACAAAAUCGGAUGUGUAUAGCUAUGGAGUGGUGCUUUUGGAGAUGAUCACGGGAAGAAGAGUCAUUGAAUAUUCAAGGCCAGAAGAAGAGCAAAAUUUAGUUCUUUGGGCACAACCACUCUUAAAAGAUAGGAAGAAAUUUACACAAAUGGCAGAUCCAUUGUUGAAAGACGAGUAUCCUGUAAAAAGUUUAUACCAAGCUUUAGCAGUGGCAGCAAUGUGCCUCCAAGAAGAAGAUGAAACUCGACCUUUAAUCAGUGAUGUAGUUACAGCGGUUGAAUUUUUGGCAAGGAAGAAAAUAGAAGUGGAUGAACCACAACCCACAAAACAAGUUCCUUCUACUCAAGAACAAGAAGAAGAAGAAGAAGAAGAUAGUGAUGAACAGAAUCAAUCUCAAGAAGAUGGAGACAACAACCACAAUGAUGAGAACGAAGAUGAAGAAACGAAGAAUUAAACAACAGUAGCAUCAACAAAAACAGUAGUGAUUGUUAAUAUCCAUGCAUUUUCAAAUUAUAAUCUUCAUUUGCUUAUGUUGAAAGAUAUAUACAUAUAUAUAAGAACUUCUCUUCAUGUAAUCAAGAGAAAAAAACAUGCAUGCCCUAAUGAAAUUUCAACACCCUACACUUGCUAAUUUUUGAUGAUUUUGUUUUAUUGUUAAAAGAAUUGAUUUUGUAAUGUCACAAGAAACUU